This is a messenger RNA of Dentiscutata erythropus, 2294 nucleotides long. The record is from the annotation of a GenBank genome assembly. NCBI's taxonomy places the organism in Eukaryota, Fungi, Glomeromycota, Glomeromycetes, Diversisporales, Gigasporaceae.
GCAUUGACUUUGGCACCCUUCAAUCCAAGAUUGCUGUAGCACGUAAUCGUGGUAUUGAUGUUAUUUGUAAUGAGGUUUCGAACCGAACUACACCGUCUUUAGUUUCUUUUGGUCCUAAAAAUAGAUAUUUGGGAGAAGCAGCCAAAACUCAAGAGAUCUCCAAUUUCAAGAAUACAGUUGGAUCUUUAAAACGACUCGUUUGUUACUCAUUUCAAGACAGUGAACUUCAUGAAGUUGAAAAACUGUAUGUUAAUGCAGAAUUGGUAGACGAAAAUGGUCAAGUUGCUGUCAAGGUUCAAUAUCAAGGCGAGCAACGCGUAUUUACUGCUACGCAAUUGGUUGCUAUGUAUUUUACCAAACUUAAGGAUAUCACUUCCGCGGAGCUUAAGAUUCCAAUUUCUGAUGUUGUAAUUUCGGUUCCUGGCUGGUUCACAGAUUCACAACGUCAUAGAAUUCUCGAUGCAGCUGAAGUCGCUGGCUUAAACUGUUUGCGCUUGAUAAAUGAUACGAGUGCGGCAGCUUUAGGUUAUGGCAUUACAAAGACUGACUUGCCCGAGGACAAAGAAAAACCUCGCAAUGUCGUGUUUGUAGACAUUGGUUAUUCCGGUUAUAGCGUGGCAAUUGUUUCCUUUAUCAAGGGACAAUUGACAGUCAAGUCCACUGCUUACGAUAGGCAUCUUGGUGGACGAAACUUUGACCAGGUUUUAAUUGACCAUUUGGCCGAAUUAUUUAAGGAAAAAUAUAAGAUUGACAUAAAAUCAAAUCCGAGAGCACUUUUUCGCCUUCGUACAGCUGUAGAAAAAUUGAAAAAAGUUCUUUCAGCAAAUGCUCAAGCACCAAUUAAUGUAGAGUCAAUAAUGAAUGAUAUUGACGUUAGUGCUAUUCUUUCUCGUGAAGAAUUUGAAAAACUGAGUGAACAUCUUCUCAACCGUAUAGAGGCACCACUUGCACAAGCAUUUCGUGAAUCGGGGCUUUCUUUAGAAGAUAUUCACUCGGUUGAAGUAGUUGGUGGAUCAACACGCAUUCCAGCUGUCAAAGAAAGAAUAUCAAAAUUCUUUGGUCAAGAACUCAAAUAUACUCUUAAUCAAGACGAAGCAGUUGCUCGUGGAAGUGCACUUCAAUGUGCUAUCCUCUCACCGGUAUUCAAAGUUCGCGAAUUUAGUGUCCAAGAUGUUACUCCUUAUCCUAUUAAAAUUACAUGGAACAAAAUACCAGAAAUUCCUGAUGAAGAAUCUGAACUUGUCGUGUUUCAAAAAUCAAACAACGUUCCGUCUACAAAAAUCUUGACAUUUUAUCGAAAAGAACCAUUUGAAAUUGAAGCUCAUUAUUCUGAACCAGAUAAAACUCCGAGUUCUAAUCCUUGGAUUGGCAGAUUUUCCAUUAACCGAGUAACACCUACAGAAAAAGGAGAUUUGACGAAUGAACCACAACCGAUGGAUACUGAUAGUACACCUUCAGAAAAUGCCAAGCCAAGUCCUGUCAAGAAAGUGAAAAAGCUUGUAAAGAAGGCAGAUUUACCGAUCAAUUCUUGUCAUAAUGGAUUAGAAAAAUCGGCUAUCACACAAUAUAGAGAACUAGAAGCGCAAAUGAUUGUAUCUGAUAAACUUGUGGCUGAUACAGAGACACAAAAGAAUGCACUUGAAGAAUACGUUUAUGAUACGCGUAAAUCGGUAUACGUUGAAAAACUUGACCAAUUGAAAACUGUUGGAGGACCUAUCGCUGAACGAUAUCGUGAAGCAGAAGAACGACCCAAAGCCGUACAAUUAUUACAAGAAAGUAUACAAUCAUUUAUUCUUAAUGCAUCUAGUAAUGAAGAAAGAUUUUCACAUAUUCCUGAAGAAGAAAAGAAGAGCAUUGUGGAAAAAGCAACAAAAACAUCGGAUUGGUUAAAUGAAAAAUUGAAAGCGCAGGAAAGUUUGCCAAAAUAUGAAGCGCCAGCGGUUCUAUGUCGAGAAAUUUAUAAGGAGCGAGAGAAUUUAGUACAUUUUGCAUCUCCAAUCUUGUCAAAACCGAAACCAAAACCCGAACCUAAACCUGAAGAACCCAAACCUGAAGAACCCAAACCUGAAGAACCCAAACCUGAAGAACCUAAACCUGAAGAGCCUAAAACUAAAGAGUCUAAAACUGAAGAGCCUAAAACCGAAGAACCCAAUUCUAAAGAGCCCAAUACUGAAGAAACUGUGAUUGAAGAAAUUUCAAUGACGGAGAGUGUUACUAUAGAUGUUCAAAACACAGAUAAACCUAAAAGUGAUAACAAAGAUGAGAGUAGUGGAGACACGAUGGCAGUUGAUUAA